Molecule: messenger RNA, 880 nt
Organism: Cucumis melo (muskmelon)
Lineage: Eukaryota; Viridiplantae; Streptophyta; Magnoliopsida; Cucurbitales; Cucurbitaceae
Product: mavicyanin
Exons: 2
Coding region: 168-719 (183 amino acids)
Cellular component (GO): plasma membrane
Molecular function (GO): electron transfer activity
Source: RefSeq, a predicted model, not a curated record
ACAACAAUAUUAAAAGAGAUUUCUUUUUAUAUCAUAUAAAUUGAAAUGAUGGGAAAAGGAACACCCUUUUCUAAGCUUUAUAUAUAUAUAAUCCAUACAUCUUUGGAAAGAAAAAAAAAAAAAAAAACCCCCAUUUUGAUCGAAGUGAUAAAGUUGGGACAGAGAAAAUGGGUUUUGCGGCGGUGGUGACGGCGGCGGUGUUGGUGACGAUGACGAUGAUGCCGGAGAUGGCAGUGGGGGCAGUUUAUAAGGUUGGAGACGCCGCCGGUUGGACUAUCAUCGGCGGUGUCGACUACAAGCAAUGGGCUGCUACUAAGACUUUCCAGCUCGGCGAUGUCAUCGUGUUUGAGUAUAACCCCAAAUUCCACAACGUAAUGAGAGUGUCGCAUGAGAUGUACAAAUCAUGCAAUGUAUCACGUCCAAUUGAGACACACACUUCCGGCAACGACUCCAUAACAAUUCAAACAAGAGGCCAUCAUUUUUUCCUCUGCGGCGUCCCCGGCCACUGCCAAGCCGGCCAGAAGGUCGAUAUCAACGUCCAACGCCUCACAUCCACCGCUGCGGCCCCUGAGCCCUCUGCCUUGGCCUCCCCAUCUGUCCCUAUUGCCCACACCCCCACAGCACCAGCCCCGAAAGCCGCUGCUUCUCGGGUCGGUGCUGGCUUUGCACUGUUAUGGCUUUUGGGCUUCUCUGUUAUAGCGAUAGGGGUUGUUGCUUAACCAAAGGUUUUGUUUGGUUUUUAUUAUUGGGUAACAGAGACAAUUUUUACAUUUCGAAAGUUUUUUUUUUUUUCUUUUUGAUAGCAGAUUUUUGUAUUUUAUAGUGUCAGAUUGUUAUUGUUGUCUUUCUUUUUAUAUACAUAUGUUUUUCUUAUUUUGAA